Molecule: messenger RNA, 567 nt
Organism: Aureobasidium musti
Lineage: Eukaryota; Fungi; Ascomycota; Dothideomycetes; Dothideales; Saccotheciaceae
Source: the annotation of a GenBank genome assembly
AUGCAGCUCACUUCUCUUGCCAUUCUGGCCGCCGCCUUCGGCAUCGCUGCUGCUCAGAGCAGCACUACUUCUGCUGCAGCCACCACCUCUUCGUGCGCUGCUCAAACCGUCCUCGACCUCUGCGUCUCGCAACAGUCGGCACGCAACUCCCAGUGCGCUGCCAAUGACUACGACUGUCUCUGCACUGGUUACUCGAACCUCGUUGUGUGCUACAACCAGUGUCCUAACGACCCUAACGCCUUCUCUGCUUCUCAGUACAAGACUCAAUACUGCCAGGCUGCUGCCCAGUACGGAUCUUCUGCCAUGUCCAAGAAGACUCAGUCGGCCACUGCUUCGGUCUCGGGCUCGCUCUCAUCCGCCCUCUCGAGCGCAUCCUCAUCUGCUUCUGUUGCUUCCUCGUCAGCCGCAUCCGUCGCUUCGUCGGCCUCUCGCAGCGCAUCUUCGGCUGCUUCUUCCGCUUCCUCUGCUGCCUCUGCCGCAGCCACUCACACUGGCGCCGCUGCCAACAUGGGCGUUCCUGCUGCCGGUGUCUUCGGCAUGGUUCUUGGAGCUGCUGCUCUUCUGUAA